This is a messenger RNA of Penicillium robsamsonii, 1680 nucleotides long. RefSeq names its product Glucose-methanol-choline oxidoreductase N-terminal. The coding region runs from base 1 to 1680 and encodes 559 amino acids. The transcript has 6 exons. Lineage: Eukaryota; Fungi; Ascomycota; Eurotiomycetes; Eurotiales; Aspergillaceae. Gene Ontology annotation, biological process: regulation of DNA-templated transcription. The record is from RefSeq and is a predicted model, not a curated record.
AUGGAAGCUAUUGGGGCAGCUUCUGCCAUCCUUGCAAUUGCAUCAGCUGGAGUACAAUGCUCCGUGAAGCUUGUGACUUUCGCAGGACAGGUCAAGACAGCGCCAGAGCAGAUAAACAUGGUCGCUGAAGAUGUGUCACUGAAUGCCAGUAUUUUACAGCAACUGGGCGAAUUGGCAAAGGAAAAUGUAGGCAUCGAACCAUCGGCGUCAGACGACAAAGAUGACAAUGGCAACAAUACCAAUGUGAAAUCGGUCUCUAUCACGACAUCAAAACAGAGUAUCUUCAAUACAGCCGGGCUGGAAACGGUUACGCAUAUAGCGAAAAAAUGCAAAGAGAUCUUCGAGUCCCUGGACGAGAGUUUACGCACAGCCAGCAAACAGCUCCAUGCAAAACCCCGGAUAUUGGGCAAAGUCAAGCUCAGUCGCGCGGAGAGGUUCAAAUGGCCAUUCCUACUUCCGGAGAUUGAUACGAUGCGGAACGAACUCGGAAAUGUCAAGGGGAAUUUGAUGUUGAUACUACAAAUAGCGAUGUUGGCUUAUUCCAGAAGAAUGGUGGGAGGAUAUGGUGAAAGUCAGCGUACCACAGCAAUUGUGACCUACUCCAGAGAGGAUCAGGAGUUGCUAGUUCGAUCUAUUGUUGCAGCGCAGAAAGUGCAGGAAACUUCAAAAGCUUCCAAUGUUGGAUCAUUCAAAAAAGAGCGACCCAUGUUCUCCCAACUAUCCCCCUCGAACCAAGCCUCGGACGUGGAUUCUGGACUGACUGGCACACCAGUGAGUGACCGACAGGAGACAGACCCCAACCCAGAGAACAAUAUCCACGAUGAAUCAUCUAGCGUCAAGCUCAUCUCUCCGAGAGCGUCCAUCACAAACCAACAAAUCCACAUCACCUAUGACACCCGCAUCAUCAAACUCCCAAAUUCGACGGUCGAAUCCCAGCUCCAAGAGUGGAUGGCAGCCUUGGACACCACACUGCUGGACCAGCUGGCUGCUCUGAAUAGCAAUGAGCUUGAAGCGCUAGAUGCGGCGAGUGAUGACAGCGACCGGCCCAAUCUGCAAGAAGAGAGGCUGGAGUGGAUCCGGUUCAGCGGCUACCGUACUCUGAUCCAGGGCAUUGAACAUAUUAAGGCCAGAACACUUACUGUGAUCAUGAGCGGGGUGCCUCAGCCGACUCGACGGCCCGAAAACAAAGAAAAGAAAGAAGAGACACGCAUAACGUGGACUAGGGUUCAUCGAGAUUAUAUCCUUCCGAAAACACUCGAAGCAUUUGGGUUGCCGUGGGAUUGGGAUGAGGAUGAUACCAACUUCCUCAUCAUCAAGAAAUGGAUCGCCGAUGAUAUCCAAGAAUUACUUUUUGCUCAUACCCGACGGUUACAACAGGAUCCUGUUGAAAUAGCAGUACAGGCCUCAUCCACUUAUCGGCAGAAAGAUAAAAUGUUUCUCGUCCGCAAACGCUCGCCUUCAAGGCGAGUUAGGCUUUUCGACCCCGAGGAGCAAUUUGAGACCAUCCUUGAUCGAAAAAAGGCAAAUAGAGGAAAUGAAGAGAAGAACAAAGCGAUGGACGAGAUGAAAGAGAAAGAUCAACAUGAACACGAAACAGAUGACGGCGAGUAUGAUGGGGCAUCGGAAAGCGAUGAUGCAGAAGGCAUUGUUGAUGCUCUAUUGGCCAGAUAUACUGUGUGA